This is a messenger RNA of Alexandromys fortis (reed vole), 2235 nucleotides long. It is a transcript of the gene Slc23a3, whose product is annotated as solute carrier family 23 member 3. Gene Ontology annotation, molecular function: transmembrane transporter activity. NCBI's taxonomy places the organism in Eukaryota, Metazoa, Chordata, Mammalia, Rodentia, Cricetidae. Gene Ontology annotation, biological process: transmembrane transport. Gene Ontology annotation, cellular component: membrane. Bases 938 to 1864 code for a protein of 308 amino acids. The transcript is spliced from 5 exons. The record is from RefSeq and is a predicted model, not a curated record.
GACAUGUUUCAUAUAUAUAUACAAUACAUCUUGAUCAUAUCCAACCUUUCCUCCCACUGCCUCCAACACAUCCCCAUCCCAUCUUCAUGUCCUUCAGAAAAAUGAUUCACUGAGUCUGAUUAGUGCUGCCUGUCUGUGCAUGGGUGUGGAGUCAUCUGCUAGAGCAAGGCUGCCCCUUCCCCACAGCUGUCACCUAGCUCCUCAGCCGGGGUGAAGCCUCAUGAACUUUACCACACUCCUGCUUCCAUGUUUGGAUCUCGAAUGGCUUGUUCUUGUAUAAAUCUUGUGCAAGGAGCGGUAGCCGCUGUGAGCUCAUGAGUGCAAUUGUCAUGUCAUGUCCAGAAGAGAGCAUCUCACAGCACUUCUCCCCAUCCCCCAGUUCUUAUACCCCCCCCUUUUCUGAGAUAGGAUCUCACAUAGCCUAAGUUGACCUUGAACUUGCCUUGUAGUCAAGGCAACUGGCCUUAAACUCUCUGUACUUUGCCUGUGUUGUAAUUACAGGGAUGCAUCACCACGCUUGAAUGUGGUGGGAGAAAUAACCCUUGAAGAAGUGAGAUGAGAUGUAAGAGGUGGGGAGAAUGGGCGCUAGUUGGACAGGAUACAGGAGACAGUAGGUAAACAGGACUCAGGAGUGUACUAGGUAAACAGCACAUGAAAGGGCCCUGUGGUUGCCAGGAACACAGCAAGUCCAGUCCCUAAAACAAAGCUAAUGUGUUUGAAGUAAGGUGGAAUGUGAUAAGGAAUAAGACUAGGAACAGAACUGAGAGUCUGAGAUCUAGGAUUACCCCGUAGAUCAUAGUGAAGAGAAGGUCUUUAGAGUUCAGUGGUUUUGCCCAACAGUAGUAUGCUGAACCACUAGAGAGCAUUUGGGAUUCUUGUGGUACAGGCAUUUAGAGGCAGAGGGAUGCUCCAGGCUUGAGUCCGUAGAUGACUAUAGAUGACUCCUUCUUCUUCCUCAGGUGAGUGGGAUUGGCCCUUAUUGACACCCAGGGCUCUGGCUGCAGGCAUCUCCAUGGCUUUGGCAGCCUCCACCAGUUCCUUGGGUUGCUAUGCCCUGUGUGGCCAGCUGUUGCAUUUGUCUCCUCCACCACCACACGCCUGCAGUCGAGGGCUGAGCCUGGAGGGGCUGGGCAGUGUGCUGGCAGGACUGCUGGGGAGCCCCCUGGGCACUUCAUCCAGCUUCCCUAACGUAGGCACAGUGAGUCUUUUCCAGACUGGUUCUCGGCAAGUAGCCCACCUGGUGGGGCUAUUCUGCGUGGGUCUUGGGCUCUCCCCAAGGCUGGCUCAGUUAUUCAUCAACAUCCCACUGCCCGUGCUUGGUGGGGUACUGGGAGUGACCCAGGCUGUAGUUCUGUCUGCUGGCUUCUCCAGCUUCCACCUGGCUGACAUUGACUCUGGGCGAAAUGUCUUCAUUGUGGGCUUCUCCAUCUUUAUGGCCUUGCUUCUGCCAAGGUGGCUCUGGGAAGCCCCAGAGUUCAACACAGGCUGGAGCCCCUUGGAUAUGUUCCUGCGUUCUUUGUUGGCAGAACCCAUUUUUCUAGCGGGUCUUUUGGGCUUUCUUCUAGAAAACACCAUUUCUGGUACACGGAUUGAGCGAGGCCUAGGUCAACGGCUGCCAACUUCUUUCACUGCCCAAGAAACUCAGAAGUCCAGGGAGAAGGCUGCUCAAGAGUAUGGGCUUCCUUUACCCAUCACAAACCUGUGUUCCCACAUCCCACAGCCUCUCCAUUGCCUCUGUCCAAUGCCUGAAGACUCUGAGGAUGAGGAAGGAGGGCCCUCUAAAACAGGAGAGAUGGCCGACUUGUUGCCUAACUCUGAGGAGUCAUGCCCCGCAGCUAGCAGAGAAGCAGUUAGGUCCCAGUAAUUACCACGAGCACCAUUUUUGUCUUCAUCAGUCUAGCAGUAACUCCCAGUUUGCUGGAGUCUCACCUGACUGGUGAGAAGGUGUUUGUGGCCCAUCUAGAUGCGCCGUUUCCCAAUAGAAUGGGAUGCCUUUCCUUCUCUUAGGCUAACGUGUUCAGAAGCGGGGGCCAUGGGUUUAGUGGGUCAUUAAGCGAAUAAAUGAGAUUUUUUUUUGCCUGUGAACUGCCAAUGCCACUUGAAUGUACUAGCAUUCAAUUAUAUUGAGUGCGUCCCACGACCAAGGUCCUGCACCUGCAGUUAUGAAUAUGACAGGGUCCCUGCAUUUAAGAUUUAAAUUAGUAGCUAAAAUGUGCAGCAGGAGAUAGUCUAUAA